GGAUUGUGUUAAAGAUAUGCGUAAGAAGGCACUCAAAAAUAAUGUGGUUGAAAUUAGCAAUGUGUUGUUACAUUGCUCAAAUAAUACCAGCCAAAGAAUUAAUCCGAUCACCAAAUAGUUAUACAUCAAUAUUCAGAGAAGAGCAAGUUAUAUUCUCAUCAGAAUUCAAUAUAACUAGUAUACUAGUACCAGCAGAUAAUACCAAAUAUGUACCAGCAGAUGUGGCUGAUAUACCAUCAAUAUUUUUUACAAUAUCAAAUCCUAAAUUAGAAGGUGGUUCCUGUAUCUAUGUUCUUGAAGGAUUAGCAGCUUACGAAGUCCUCGAAGGUGGUAGAGAUACCACAGCUGAUUAUAGUUCAGAUAAAUUAGUUUAUUUUGGUGCCAGAGAUGGACUUUAUAUUUAUGAUGGUAAUACACUAUCAGCUAGAAAAUAUGGACCCUUCAAUGACGAUAUAACCCAAUUACAAAAAGCUAAUAACACUGAUGCAAUAUUCAUAUUGAAUUCAGAGAGAAAAAUAUAUAAGAUAGAAAAAAACGGUACAGUAAAAACUAUGAUUCAAUCAAUAUUAUGCGCUUUAGAAUUCGUUUUGGAUACAUCAAAUAAUAUAUAUUAUAUAGCUUGUGAUGAUCGAAUGCCUCAUAUAGCUAGAUAUGACGGUACUUAUAUAAAUUAUGUGACAACUGUUAGUGAGAAUUUCAAAGAAAUAAAAUUACUACGACCUGCUUUUAUUAUGGAUAAAUGUGUACCAUUUUUCGCUGAUGGUGGACUUUAUAUCCUUUAUGCUAAUGGUACAAGUGAGAAGAAAGAUUUCUAUAUCAGAGAGAGGCCGACUGCGUACAGUAUUGAUGCAACUUUAUACCUCGUUGCUGCAUUAAAUGGAAAGAUUUACGAGUUUAAUGUCAUGGAAGUGUUAUUAAAAUCUAUGUUCGGGGUUGUAUCACAUUGGCCGAGUGAUGUAACUAAGAUAAUCAUGUCAAUUGUUGAAACGGCAAAAGAUAAUGUUUACAAGGACUGGAGUGUAGAACGAUAA
This is a messenger RNA of Papilio machaon (common yellow swallowtail), 1031 nucleotides long. RefSeq lists its product as uncharacterized. The record is from RefSeq and is a predicted model, not a curated record. NCBI's taxonomy places the organism in Eukaryota, Metazoa, Arthropoda, Insecta, Lepidoptera, Papilionidae. Bases 42 to 1031 code for a protein of 329 amino acids. The transcript has 2 exons.